GAAGAGAGCUCAAAGCUAGAAACAAAUGGAAUGUCUACGUUGGAAUCUGUCUCCAUAGAGACCACGCAAGAUCAGGUUUUUCUUGCAGGUAAAGGGACCCAAGAAACAGAACCACAAAACAAGGAAUCAGUUGAAGAUACGAAAGUGAAAGAUGUCGAAGAAGAGAUGCAUCAGAAUGGCCUGGAGAGCUUGGUAUUAGAAACCGAUGAGAAGCUCCAGAAACAGACAUCAGUUGCAGAAGGUGCCGAGGCUGUUUGUGAAGCGGCAGAAGUGGAAGAGUUAUCUAUGAUUGGAGAUCAAAGUGUUGCGAGCAAAUUGAACACGAAAGAGUUUCUCAAUGAAGAGAAGCCCUCUGUGAUUGAUGAGAUUGCCUUUGUAUCUCCACGCUUGUACGAAACUGUUAGAACAGAGGAGGAGAAUAUUAUCAAUGAGACUCUGGAAGAAAUUGUUCCUGAAGAGGUAGUUGCAAAGCUCGAUCAAGACACUGGCAUGCAACAGGAGAUCGAGGCACAUGAGACUCUGAAUCUGGACCGUCGCAGUUUUGAUGAUGAAGAAGAAGUUACUAAUGAAGAAAAAGCAGAUCAAGUGAUCUCUAACUUUGGUUCGCAAGAAUCAAAUGUGAUUCAAGAAGCUGGUCUUGAAGUUUAUAAGGAAGGGGACAUGGAAUCAGGAAGAGAAGCGAGUCUCAAACGCAUGUCUAGAUGCAGAUCACUCCCAGUGAGCCACAAUACUAAAGUUAUGGAAGAUUCUCUGGUUCAACGGUUGGUUUCAGAGGUGUUACCCUCAAGAAACAAGAUGGGUUUAGAGAAAUCUAACAUGUAUGAGACUCUACUUGUUUCUUGCGAGGGAAGCAACAAAGUACAAGAAACUACUGAAGCGAUAACUGAAAGCAACAAGCACGCUGAAAUUCAGAUGCGUUCUCCUCGCUUGGGUAGUGACCUAAGAGUCGAAGAAAGAAGCGAUGAGUCCACAGAGAAAACUCUGUUAUUCUCUCAUGACAAGAUCGAGACAUACGAUGAAACCAUCAAUGUGGAAGAGAAAACUAUAAUGUUGAAUAGCAGUGAGUCUGAGCAAACAAGAGGCAUUGAGUUGUCUCUAGGGUUGUCGAUGAAACACAUGGAGACGUCGGAAGCAGAUGAUAGCUUCAAAGAAACCAAGGGCUCAAGAGAAAACUUGGAAGACAAGAAAGCUAACACAUCUGAGACUCCGGUUGUUGAUUGUGUAGGAGGAAGCAACAUAGCGCAAGUAACUACUGAAGCGAUAACAGAAAGCAGCAAGGAAUCUAGACUUGAGAUGCAAUCUCCUAGUUUUGGUAAUGAUCUGAGAAUUGAUGAAAGAAGCGACGAAUCAACGGAGAAAGCUCCGUUACUCUGUCAGGAUAAGACAGAGACAUACGAGGCAACAAUCGACGUGGAAGAGAAAACUGUGAUGCUGAAGAGAAGUGAGACUGAACAAACAAGAGGCAUUGAGUUGUCACUAGGGUUAUCGAUGAAACACAUGGAGAGAUCUGAAUCAGAUGAUAGCUAUGAAGAAACCAAGGGCUCAAGAGAAAACUUGCAGGACGAGAAAGCUAACACAACUGAGACUCCGGCUGUUUCUUGCGCAGGAAGCAACAAAGCGCAAGUAACUACUGAAGCGAUAACUGAAAGCAGCAAGGAGAGUAGACUUGAGAUGCGCUCUCCUAGCUUUGGUAAUGAUCUGAAAUAUGACGAAAGAAGCGACGAAUCAGCAGAGAAAACUCAGUUACUCUGUCAGGACAAGACAGAGACAUACGAGGCAGACGUGGAAGAGAAAACUGUGAUGCUGAAGAGAAGUGAGACUGAGAAAACAAGAGGCUUUGAGUUGUCUCUAGGGUUGUCGAUGAAACCCGGUGAGAGAUUUGAAGCAGAUGAUGGCUUCGAAGAAACCAAGGGCUCAGGAGACAACUUGUUGGACAAGAAAGCUUCGUUGGAUUCGAUGAAGGGCAGAGUCAGAAAACGGAGCAAAUCUUCGCUCUUGGGAACAUGCCUUUGUUGCGCCACUGCCAUGAAUUGA
This is a messenger RNA of Thlaspi arvense, 2034 nucleotides long. Lineage: Eukaryota; Viridiplantae; Streptophyta; Magnoliopsida; Brassicales; Brassicaceae. The record is from the annotation of a GenBank genome assembly.